GUUUGAGCGCGGUCAGGAGGACACGGUCAACAUGGAGAUUGAUGACAUCGCUCCCCUGAGGAAGAUGAGGCUUCGUAUCGACGGAUCAGGAAGUCGACCUGACUGGUUCCUCGAUCAGGUGAUCAUGCGUAACCUGACCACAGAGGAGGUUUCUGUGUUCACAUACGAGGACUGGCUCUCCAGGACUCACGGACCCAAGAGGACUAUGAUCUGUGAGAUGGCUGCUGUGGUGGACGAAGAGAUGAUGGUGGAGCCGACAACGUAUAUAGUUCAGGUCAAAACCAGCGACACUGCAGGUGCCGGCACCGAUGCCAACGUGUGGAUCGUGAUUUUCGGGGAGAACGGAGACACGGGAACGUUGGCUCUGAAGGAAUGCAGCAAGUCCAACAAGUUUGAGAGAAAGCAGGUCGACACGUUUCGAUUCUCUGAGAUCCUGAGUAUGGGAGAACUGUCAAAAGUCAGAGUGUGGCACGACAACUCAGGUCCUUCUCCCGGAUGGCACCUGGACUUCAUCGAUGUGAAGGACGAGAUCAUGGACAAAACAUUUCGUUUCCCGUGUGACCGCUGGCUCGCCAAGAACGACGACGACGGGCAGAUAAUGAGGGAGCUGGCGUGCGCUAACAACGACUUCCUGGACCUCAACGAGAAGACGAAGUACGAAAUCUGCAUCACGACUGGAGAAACUGAAACCAAAGAAAACGCCUGGAUUGUUCUCGAGGGGAAGAAGGGCCGAUCAAAAGAAUUUGUAAUGGAGAACUCCUCCAAGAAGAAGCGGUUCCUGCGGGGAAAUGUUGAUCGGUUUGACUUUUCAUCCAAGAACCUGGGGGACAUCGCUGGGAUCUGCCUGGGUCACACACCCAAAGAUGGGAAGAAAGUAAAAGGGGAAGUUUUCUGGCAGGUGGAGGAGGUCGUGGUCACUGAGAGGGAACUGGGAAACAAGUACAUCUUUAUCUGCAACGGCCUCAUCCCUCUGUCUCCAAAGAGAGACGACUUCCUGACCUUCGAGUGCACCAAGACCAUCGAGAGUUUCGCCAGUAAAGCGCGCAGCUUGGUGCCCGUAAAAUACGAGAUCAUCGUCAUCACGGGCGACGAAAAAGGAGCGGGAACGGACGCCAACGUGUUCAUCACGAUCUACGGCGUCAACGGGGAUUCGGGACGUCGACAGCUACGACAGAAAUUCAGAAAUCUGUUCGAACGAGAGCAGACGGACCGUUUCCUGCUGGAAAUGUUGGACAUGGGGGAGCUGCAGAAAGUCCGGAUGGAUCAGGAUAAUUCCGGUUUGAGUCCCGGAUGGUUGUUGGACCGAGUGGAGGUAACAAAUACAGCCAAUGGCGUCACAACCAUCUUCCUCUGUGGGAAGUGGCUGGAUCUGGAGAGGGCCGACAAGCAGAUCGCCAGGGUGCUCUACCCAAAAUACUAGAAUCAUAUUUAUGUAUUUAUUCAUUCAAACUGCAGAGAGACAUUCCCUCAUGUUUUAAAGGUCUCCUAUUAUACUAUUUGUAGGCAUAUACAAAUAUAUAAAAAACAUGUCUAUGAAGUGUUUUGCUUAAAACACCAAACAGAUCGUGCAUUUUAGCCUCAAACCCCUCUAUUUCAGCCCUGCUACUAAAGUGCUGAUUCUGGGUCUAAAGCUUUAAACGUCCGUAGCCGUGAUUAAACGCCAUCAUGUUCCAAACCACAUCAAGGAUUCUCUCUGAAACAGUCUGGAGCUCAAAGGCUUUCUCUCUUGCCGGUUAUACCACAAGGUGAGUUCCUUUUUACUUC
Molecule: messenger RNA, 1764 nt
Organism: Gymnodraco acuticeps
Lineage: Eukaryota; Metazoa; Chordata; Actinopteri; Perciformes; Bathydraconidae
Product: lipoxygenase homology domain-containing protein 1-like
Exons: 7
Molecular function (GO): protein binding
Source: RefSeq, a predicted model, not a curated record